Salvia hispanica is the source of this 1077-nucleotide messenger RNA. The record is from RefSeq and is a predicted model, not a curated record. Lineage: Eukaryota; Viridiplantae; Streptophyta; Magnoliopsida; Lamiales; Lamiaceae.
AAUUCAUCUCUUUGCAUACAUGAUACACAUUUACAACCAUUUCUCUCGGUCCUCUUCUCCACUUGGUCGCCCAAGUUUGUGUUCUCCUUCCUAAUUAAAUUUUCAAUUUUAGAAAAUCAGGCGGCGGGAUUCGUUGGCUCUUGAGGACGGCCAUGUAAUGGGGAGUCAAAGUCUGAGGCCAGCCCAUGUAGUUCCUUCUUUUUCUCUCUUUUCACCACUCCCUCUUUACCUCUCACUUCUAUCUCUUUCUAUCUUUUUCACACAUCUCCCUAAAGCUCACACAUAUUGAAAUGCAUAAUCUCUCAUUUCUACCACCUAUCACCGAGCACUGGAAAACGGUGCACGGUAUCAAAAGUAACCGCAGCCGUGAUUUCUGUAAACACUGCGAAAAUUACAAGCACGGGUCCACCUGUGCAAGUUUAUGGACCCGUGUCCGUUCAAGGCGGGUGGCUUUCUCCUCUUUACUCGCACCACUCCACCUCAGUACCCAUACACUCUUCUUCCUCAUGGAUCUGAGUAAAUGGAGUGUUACUAAAUUGAUUCAACUAGGAAUCCCUCUAGAGCAGAAGCUGGGGGAAUCGUUCCAAGCUAAAGUAUUUGGUCGGAUGUUGAGUACAGAUGUCCGUCUGGCAUCCACCCUCACCUUCAUACGAGUAGGGGACUUGCAUGAGGCGGAAUGCUUUAAAGUCCUCAUGAAUGAAAAUGCCGACUGGAAGGGCACCGUGUAUAUGCCUAGAGGCGUUGACCAGGAUGUGAUGGAUAUUGUUAGCAAGGUGCUUGAGCAUCACACUGACAAUAUCACAAUUGUGUCCGAUUAAGGUAUAAUUGAUUUUCUUGGUAUUUAUAUUUGCCUAUAUUGUGUUCUCAUUUCCUCUUUUUCUCGGUUCGGUUAAUACAGGGACAUGGAAGAGGGAAGGCUCUAUGCAUCCCCUCGGCAGUAGUAAUAAUGACUGAAACUAGGUUAUUAUGGAUCUGUAGCUCUCCUAGAUUCUAACCUUACUUCUCUCAUCUUUCCGUUUGGAUUCUCCACUUUGUGUGUUUUCCUACUUUGUCUCUAUGCAGUGUUUUCUAGUAAUA